Messenger RNA from Folsomia candida, 876 nucleotides. RefSeq names its product xanthine dehydrogenase. Bases 105 to 734 code for a protein of 209 amino acids. NCBI's taxonomy places the organism in Eukaryota, Metazoa, Arthropoda, Collembola, Entomobryomorpha, Isotomidae. The record is from RefSeq and is a predicted model, not a curated record. Gene Ontology annotation, molecular function: iron ion binding; 2 iron, 2 sulfur cluster binding; oxidoreductase activity. The transcript has 6 exons.
CAUACUUACUUGGCUACAAAACGUUGAGGCAGAGUGAAUAAUCUCUUGAAGAAACCAACAAGUAGAAUUCCAAAGAGAAUAAUAAACUCAAAUAAUUCAUCAUCAUGGAGUCGCGUCCAUUGAUUUUUUAUGUCAAUGGAAAGAAGGUUGUGGAGAAUACGCCGAAUCCGGAAUGGACGCUGUUGUACUACUUGAGACAUCACCUUCGCUUGGUUGGGUCGAAGGAAGGAUGUGGCGAGGGUGGGUGUGGAGCAUGCACCGUGAUGCAGUCUCGUUUUGACCCUGAGACACGAAAAAUUCAUAAUAUGGCCAUCAACGCUUGUUUGACACCGCUCUGCUCCGUCCACGGGUCUGCUGUCAUAACGGUCGAAGGGAUUGGCAGUGUGCGGCAAGGUCUUCAUCCUGUCCAGGAAAGGAUUGCCAAGUCGCAUGGGACGCAAUGUGGGCUUGCACGCCAGGUUUCGUCAUGUCCAUGUACGCCUUGCUUCGAAAUAACCCCAAACCUACGGAACACGACAUGGAAGAAGCAUUCCAAGGAAAUCUGUGUCGCUGCACAGGGUACCGACCAAUCCUGGAUGGCUUCCGAACUUUGUGCUGUAAAGACCUUUUCCAGGGGAAUGGCACGGCUGGAAAAUGUUGCGAAGCUUACGACACAAAUGAGAACGUGGAAGAGGUGGCUGACAUCUUGUUUGACGAGUCAGAAUUCCUCCCGUACGAUCCGACUGCGGAAAUAAUUUUCCCCCCAGAGUUACAGGUCAAUUUUUAAUUUAAAGCUAGACCGACACAAGAGUUGGGCAACACUUUUUCAUGAUAUAAAAUUUCACUUUCUUAUAAAAAUGUCAGCUUUGAAAGUAAAAAUGAUCUCGCUGGAAGAUA